CAACGACCUAGACAAGAGCGUGAUCAGCGAUUCGAAAACCAGGUGUUGCCCAACCGUGAUGAACUACUCUAUGUCAAUCUCUGUCAUGCGAUGAACAGUGGUGAUAUCGGACGAGUCAAGGCCUCUUUCUUGUUGUGGAUCUACAUAUUCAAAGCAACAAAAAAGCACAAAUAUGCAUAUCAUACAGCUCGCUUUAUGGUACAGAUGCGGGUACAUUUAUCCCGAGGACCUACA
Molecule: messenger RNA, 234 nt
Organism: Suillus subalutaceus
Lineage: Eukaryota; Fungi; Basidiomycota; Agaricomycetes; Boletales; Suillaceae
Exons: 1
Source: RefSeq, a predicted model, not a curated record